UCUAUUCAAGACUUCUUCGCUUUUAUAUUUCCUUCUGUACUAUGUAUAGUCAAUAUGUCGUUCACACAGGAAGAGUGUUCGAAGAUGAUCUUUUUCGUGCAGCUUGUUGAAAAAAAUCCUUGUCUGUGGAAUUACACAAUGAAAUCUUAUUCAAGGGCAGAUGUGACCAGUUUGGCUUGGAAAAAUAUAGCAACUGAAAUGAAGGAAACUGAACAGAUUUGUCGUGACCGAUGGAAAAACAUCCGCACUGCUUUUGGAAGGUCAUUGAAACCUUUGAAAUCUGGAUCGGGAAGGCUAAAGAAACCAUAUUAUUUGGCCCCCCAUCUCUCAUUUCUUCGCCCGUACAUGAAAGGGGCUCCUUCUGGGAAUGUAUCUCCACUUGAGGAAAAUGAAGACAGCAUGGCAGCUUCAAAUGCAACGCUGACCACCACAGACCAUCAGGAAAUGGAAAGUUGUGAAAUGUCGGAAGAAAUGUGUGAUUUGGUUGAUUGUGAUGUGGUACUACAAUCAACUCCUCCUAAAAGAAAAGCCGAAGCCAGCAACAGCGAUGCCCAUAAAGUAUAUGCUGACUGGCUGGAAAUUAAACAAUUUAAUGAAAUGAAGAGAAACUGGGAGUCAUCAGCUGGUGAUGCUGACUGGAUGUUUUUUCAAUCCAUCCUCCCUGAUUUCAAGAAACUUAGUGACAGGCGUAGGAGAGACAUGAAAGCAAAAUUCCUGUUGCUUUUGAAUGAGCAGCUGGAUGAAGCUGAGAAUGAUACAUCGUGAUUUUCCUCAUCAUGGACUGCGUCUAAUUAACAAAUUCAUGCCACUACACAGAAUUAAUCAUCCACUGCUACAAGAUCGAUGGUGACAGAUUUCCCCUCAAAUCCGACAAUGCUUCUUGUGAAUACACUUCAAGCAGAAUUACAUUCUACCUGAGGAUAUGGAGCAGUUGUUACUUUUUAACUUGUAACCAUUGUUUACAUUAUGAGGUGACAAAAGUAAUGGGAUAGUGAUGUGCUUAAAUACAGAUAAUAGUAACAUCAUGUACACAAGGAAUAAAAGGGCAGUGCAUUUGCAGAGCUACCAUUUGUGCUCAGGUGAUUUGUACGAAAAGGUUUCUGAUGUGCUUAUGGCCACACGACAGGAAUUAACAGACUCUGAAUGUGGAAUGGUAGCUGGAGCUAGAUGCAUGGGACAUUCCAUAUUGGAAAUCGGGAAUUCAAUAUUCUGAGAUCCACAGUGUCGAGUGUGCCGAGAAUACACAAUUUUAGGCAUUAUCUCUCACCAAGGACAACACAGUGCCCUUUACUUAAUGACUGAGAGCAGCAGUGUUUGCAUAGAGCUUGAAAACAAAUCGAUUAGACCCUAAAUGACUGGAAAAUCACAGCCUGGUGAGAUGAGUCCAAGUUUCAGUUGGUAGGAGAUGAUGGUAGGGUUUGAGUGUGGUGUAGAGAUCUUGAAGCCAUGGACCUAGGUUGUCAACAAGGUAUUGUGCAAGCUGGUGGUGCCUCCAUAGUGGUGAGGGCUGUGUUUACAUGGAAUGGACUGGAUCCUUUUGUCCAAUUGAACCAAUCAUUGCUGGAAAUGAUUAUGUUUGGCUGCUUUGAGACCAUUUACAGCCAUUCAUGGUUUUCAUGUUUCCAAAUGACAAUGGAAUUUUUAUGGAUGACAAUGAUUCAUGGAACUUGACCACAGUUGUUAGAGAAUGGUUUGAAAAACAUUCUGAAUGUUUCGAGCAAAUGAUUUGGCCAUUCAGAUUGCCCAACAUGAAUUCCGUCAAACAUUUAUGUGGCAUAAUUGAGGGGUUAGUUUGCGCGCAAAAUUUGCACUGGCAACACUUGUGCAAUUAUGGGUGGCUGUAGUGGUAGCGUGGUACGGUAUUUCUACAGGGGACUUCCAGCGACUUGUUGAGCCCGUGCCCCAUUGAGUUGCUGCACUACGCCGGGAAAAAGGAGGUCUGACGUGAUAUUAGGAGGUAUCCCACGACUUUUGCCACCUCCGUGUAUACGUACAGUCUUAAACGUAAAACAUGGCCGCCAGCCGGCUGCCACAAGACUAAGUCCAAGUUUUCCACUUAGUCUCCCAUAAAAGUGGCUGCUCCUUAGAAUUCAAAAUCUGCGUGAUCUGGCAACACUGUAAGAUGUGGAAGAGUUUACUCAAGCUGUACAGUGCUGUAUCUGCUAGUGGUCUAGUUGUAAAUGUCACACAAUAGAGACACAAAGUAGUGAAUUAAAGUCCACUCAUUCCUUUAUUUUGGAACUGAAAUUUGGCUGUCUAUUAAAGGUGUAAGUAUCAUGGAACAUCAAAAAUAAUGUUACAUUUUCUAAGUACAACUAAUAGCAAAACCACAAACAAAAGAGCUCAUCGCUGUGUUAUGAUCAGAACUGUUUCUGCUACACUUUCCUUGUCCUAAAGUGGCUACUGUCCACCUUGAUGCCAGCUACUAUCUGACCAGCUGAUCAUGGUGCACUUUGGCACAUUUCUGCUUGUACAUUGUUAGCAGAAAAUUAUUUCUUAUUGUUCUUUGAUUUUCCAUGCAGAGUACAUUCAAUAAAUUGAGUGAAGACCAUGCAGCUACACAGGAUGCUUAGUUUGCUGUGGGUGUGUUUAUGAAGUAUCAUUUUCUGAUUUAAAGUUCUAGUAUUUAUUGUGGGGUUAUCGAUUGGAAUUUGUUUACUUCAGUCUUAUGGAAGUUGCUUAAGCAUUGUAAAACAGUUGAAGGUGGAAGAAAAAUGCCUAACAUUUGGGACAUGUUGUU
This is a messenger RNA of Schistocerca nitens (vagrant locust), 2740 nucleotides long. RefSeq lists its product as uncharacterized. NCBI's taxonomy places the organism in Eukaryota, Metazoa, Arthropoda, Insecta, Orthoptera, Acrididae. The transcript has 2 exons. Gene Ontology annotation, biological process: regulation of transcription by RNA polymerase II. Bases 55 to 765 code for a protein of 236 amino acids. The record is from RefSeq and is a predicted model, not a curated record. Gene Ontology annotation, molecular function: DNA binding. Gene Ontology annotation, cellular component: transcription regulator complex; nucleus.